AUUUGUAUAAAUUUAUAGUAAUGAAACACGACACUGAAGAUGUUUUAAUGCUUUUGAAACACUUUCUAGGCAGUUAAAUUGCAUCUAAAUGCAUUUAAAUUGUUCAACAUUUUCAAACAAAUCAAAUAAAUCAGCACAGGAUGAAAUGGAAACAAUAAGACCUUUUCACUUCUUUUCAUAUAGUGAACAUGCAUUUGAAUUUAAGUUUCAGACAUAUUUUGUCCUAAAUACAUGUAAAAUAUUAAGUCAAAUUGUUUUUCUUUUUUUGUUUUUUUUUUCAAGCUGUGAAUUCACAAUUAGUCCCAUAAAGCGUUAAGUAAAAAAUGUACAUAAAUAUAUGUACUCAUUUCAUAUAUCUUAACAUACUUUUAAAACACAUAUUUUAUUGGUUUCCACAUUUUAGCAAAUUUCUCAUACAUUUCUUUUAAUGAGUAUUUAGCAGUUUCUGAGAACCCAAUGAUGUUUUGCCCUAUUGCUUGGUUGAAUAGUCACACAUUUUGUUAAAUCCUAGACAGAAGGGUCAUCUGAGGAGAUGUGGUCAACGUGCCACCUUUUCUUAUGAAAAAAAUAUGUAUCUAUUUAGACUGUUUAGGACCUAGGCCCACACACAUUCCUCAUUUGUGAAAUUGCAUUCAGUCUGAUCUUGUUCACCCUCAUUCCCACACAGAAUGCAUGCCCGCAUGAACGGUUUUCAACUGUCACAGCAACUUCAUAAUUAUCUUUGAAAAUAUGUACUCGGCAUUCAAUACUGUAAGCAGCAGCUUCAUUCUAAACUAGUGAAAUAUGUUGCAGAAGAUUGUGACGGCAUUUAUUUCUCAAGGGUAGAGUAGAAAACAGGCUAAACAACAUUCUUAAAACAUAGACUGCUUUUAAAACAGUCAGACUCCAAUCACACAAUCAAGGAGUAAGGACGUUUUAAGCUGUUGUAAGUAUUAUAUUUCUACAUUCCAGAUUGAAAUAUCCUGUCAAAUGUAAGUGUUAUGCUUUAAUUGGGAUUUUAGAGAGUUUACUUUUCUUGAGUUGAGAACUAUGACAUUACGUGCCAUGUCAACUUGUGAUUUUGAUUUGAUGGUGUCAGAUUGUGUUUAAAAGGAGGAAAAGAAGGCUGUAUGGACCAUGUGUUACUCACACACUGAGCUCAGAGUUUCUCCUGAAAUUACAACAUCAUGGUCUACUUUCUCCUUCUUGUCUUUGGACUUUUGUCCUUCACAUCAAGCCAAAUAUCUCACCAGUAUCACUUCAUAAAUAUCAGAAAGAACUGGACUGAGGCUCAGAGAUUCUGCCGUGAGAUCUACACUGACCUGGCGACUGUGAAUAAUGAAGAUGAGAUGAACAGCUUGUUCAAAACCAUAACUGAUAAUUCAUAUGAUGUGUAUACUGGACUUUAUAGAGGUGAAGUGUUCCAGUGGCACUGGACCCUGCCAGACAGUGUGUACAACGAAAAGACAUUCCAAGACUGGAAAGAAAAUCAACCAUAUACAAAUAAUAAUGAGGGCUGUGCUGCAAUGGACACCAAUGGGAAAUGGUUUAGUGAUAGCUGUGAUUCACAAAGACAAUUUGUCUGCUUUAAUGCCACUAAAACGUAUGUCCUGAUUGAGCAGAACAAAUCCUGGAGGGAGGCCCAAGAAUUUUGCAGAACUUUUCACACAGAUCUAGUGAAUGUCAGAAACUCCUCAGAGAAUCAAGCUGUCAAGAAGACUGCAAAAAAAGAUGUAUGGAUUGGACUAUUUAAAGACCCUUGGUCGUGGUCGGAUCUGAGCAGCUCUUCUUUCCGUUUCUGGAAUUCAAGUCAGUUAAGUAACAACAGAAGAGACCGUGACUGUGUUACAGUGAUGGUGAACCAAACAGGGAAAUGGAAUGACGUUGAGUGUAACACCACUCAGCCUUUCAUCUGUCAUGGUGAUCUGAAAUCUCAAUCAACUACUAAAGCAGCUACUACUGAUACUGAGGGGGGAAACAGAAGCACACAACCAACACAAAUACUCACUACAGGUGCAGAGCAAGAUAACCUGAUUCUGGUGCUUGAGAACCUGACGUGGACCGAAGCUCUGACUUACUGUAGAAAGCACCACGUGGACCUGGUCUCCAUUCACAGUGAGGAGCUUCAGAACAGGGCAGCAAGAAAAGCCACCCAGGCUUCCACUUCUCAUGUAUGGCUGGGUCUCCAUUACACCUGCACCUUCAACUUCUGGUUCUGGAUAAAGAACAGAGAAGCGGGCUGCUACCAGAACUGGGCGCCUGGUCAUGGGCCACAUGGUUAUGAGGAGUGUGAGUUGUCAGGAGCUAUGGAGUCCACUGGAGGGCACCGUUGGGUUGGGAAGCCAGAGAGUGAAAGACUCAAUUUCAUCUGCGAAAUAUGUACUAAUGCAUUUUAGAGGCAGGGUAGGUGAUGUGGUUUAAAAAAAUGUUUUGUUAUGUUGGUUGAAAGUCUCUUCACAUUGUGAUUGCAACCACUAAGUUAAGUGGUCUAAAUCUAUUAAUAUGUAGUUUGUGGAAGGUGUAGGACCAUAAAAUGUUUGGUCUGAACUCUGAACAAUAAAAUAGGCUGCCCUGCCUGCCUGUCAAAAUUAUGUAUUUGCAUACCUCUGAGCACCCUGCUUGCGCAGACAUGAUAUGUCAUCAGCACGUUUCAGUGAGAAAGAAAGGCGCUAUUAUUGUAAUAUUAUGCUUUGCACUGUAAUGUUUUCUCACCAGUGAAUAAUCUGAUAGAGUUCCAUUCAAUCCUCAACCAACGCUGUCUUCAUCUUAGCUUUGCAGAGUUAUUAUGCAGGGAGGGUGGGGAUCUUGUUUUCAAAGCUAACUUGCUAUUGCUAACCUUUCCGAAAUCACCUACCCUACCUAUAAAGAAUAAUGGAAAACCAUGAAGAAGCAGUCAGAGAGAAACUGCUUGUGUUGCACUUUUAUUUAAUCCUAUACAUUUUGAAGUAUACUGUGAGAUUUACAUGUUAUUCCAUGUAAACAUGAUAUCCAUCAUAAACUGUAAUCAAAACACACAAUGUAGCAUUGUCUCAUCUGGUCUAUGAAAUCAUGUAUUUUUUUUCCUUCUCUAUUUGUCUUUAAUUUAAAUUUGGUCAACGGGAAGAGUCGCCAUGUGAAGAAAAUUCAAAAUAGUGAUUUAAUUUCAUAAGAUAAUGUAAAAAGCACUUUUAAUUAUAAUUAUUAACAGCAAAUAUGUGAUCUGUAUCAGAAAACAUUUUUGAUUAAGGCUCCUUUUAUAAACUUUAAUUGUUAUAUGCUUAUUCUGAAC
This is a messenger RNA of Carassius auratus (goldfish), 3247 nucleotides long. Its product is annotated as macrophage mannose receptor 1. The record is from RefSeq and is a predicted model, not a curated record. Bases 1167 to 2375 code for a protein of 402 amino acids. The transcript has 6 exons. Lineage: Eukaryota; Metazoa; Chordata; Actinopteri; Cypriniformes; Cyprinidae.